This is a messenger RNA of Onthophagus taurus, 817 nucleotides long. Its product is annotated as putative U3 small nucleolar RNA-associated protein 11. Gene Ontology annotation, cellular component: small-subunit processome; nucleolus. Gene Ontology annotation, biological process: rRNA processing. Lineage: Eukaryota; Metazoa; Arthropoda; Insecta; Coleoptera; Scarabaeidae. The record is from RefSeq and is a predicted model, not a curated record.
GUCAGUAUAAACCGUUGUAAACAUAACCUCAAUUUUCCAUGCUUACUAAUUACAAAAGUGAGUAAGUUAAUAGUUUGCACAAUAAAAGGCAAAAAUGUCUGUGUGGAAAAAAGCAUCAAAAGCAAAUAGAAAAACUUACCGAGAACGUCAUCAACCGGAAAGUAGGAGCCACUUGGGAUUACUCGAAAAGAAAAAGGAUUAUAAACAGAGAGCAGUUGAUCAUAAUGAAAAAGACGCAACCUUAAAAUUGCUAAGAAAACGAGCGUUAAAUAAAAAUCCGGAUGAAUUUUAUCACCACAUGAUAAAUUCUAAGAUAGAAAAUGGAAUUCAUUUUGAAAAAGAAACUCGCGACGAGGACACUCCAGAACAAAUCCAAUUAAUGUCAACUCAAGAUUUAAAAUAUGUUGUAACGAAAAGAACUCAAGAAUUGAAAAAAAUCGAAAAGUUGCAAUCACGAUUACAUUUAUGUAACGUUGAUCAUGAAAUUAAGAAUAACCAUAAAUACUUCAAAGAAAAUUUAGACGAGAGUUAUAAUAAAGAGGAUAAGUUGAAGUUGUUGGGUGAAGUUGAGUUACCGGAUGUGAAUUUAGAAGUGUUAGGGGAAGCUGUUAAAAAUCGUAAAGGGGUUUACAAGGAAUUGGCAAAACGAAUUCAUAGAGAAAGAGAAUUAAGCAUUAUACAAAGAAAAUUGGAAAUGAAACGAUGUGUUGAUGCAAAGAAAAAUGUUUUACCACCAAAAAAAUUAAAGAAGGGGGAUAAAGAAUCUGCUCCAGUUUAUGUGUGGAAAUAUGAAAGAAAAAAAUAAAAUUUGUUAAAA